UUUACAGCCUACAAACGAAGAAGUUCGUACUUUAGAUUUGUUUUUCUCUGAGGAUUUUGUGAUUUUUGAUCCAACAUCUGCUGCUUCCACUUCUGUUGCUGCAAAAAUGCAAACGGCAGGCGAUGAAGAUCAAUCGCAUAUUGUCACUGGAGAUGAUGACUAUGGUGAUUUCACCACUGGACCUACUCAAGAAUUUCUAAGAAAGGCUCAUUUGGCUAAACCUGUAUCAACUGAACAACUAUCCAAAAGAAGAAAAACAGUUAUGUUUCAGAAAGUUAGUCUGAUGAACAGAAAUCAACAAGUUCUCAUUCAGUACGUCAUGUGUCGGAAAUUGAUGAUUCUCCUGAGCGCGAACAACUUAAGUAUGUUCCUUCGUCUUCCUCAACGCCUGAAGGGACUUCUAAGUCUACUUUAAAUAUGGAGCAGAUAAAGAGUUACAUCAAAACAUAUCAUGAAGAUGAGUACACAAGAUCAGUCAUUCACAUAACAAAUGAUGAACCAUCAGUACUUGAACCUUUGAAAACAGAGAUCCAAGAUUGUGUCCAUAUUCAUACUGAAUGUCCAACAAUAGCUGAAGUUCAAUUCGAUCAGAAGGAUGAGCAUAUGAAUGAUCAAGAAGAGGAACAUAAAGAAGAAUCGAAAAACACGCACAUUAUUGAAAUGGAAGAUAUAUCGAUAUAUUUCUGUCUAUCAUGUUGGUUUGUUUUGGAUGCAUAUCAAUAUUUUAAAUCGCUUUAUUUGUAG
Capsicum annuum is the source of this 744-nucleotide messenger RNA. RefSeq lists its product as uncharacterized. The record is from RefSeq and is a predicted model, not a curated record. The transcript has 4 exons. NCBI's taxonomy places the organism in Eukaryota, Viridiplantae, Streptophyta, Magnoliopsida, Solanales, Solanaceae. The coding region runs from base 418 to 744 and encodes 108 amino acids.